UUCUACGCUAAGGGUCUUAAUUUUUCCGUUUGUUUCCACUUUCCAUAGAAAAUGAAUGAGAAGUGGUAAAGAUUGAAUUUUGGUGCUUCUCACCCGCCAAUUUGUUGAGAAUCUUAUGUCAGGAGUUGAUAUUGAGAAACGGAAGAAAGGCCGUGGAUCCCUGAUAGCCUAGUUGCUUCGAGCCUAACCCCUGAGUUGUUGUGAUGAAUGUAGAGGUUGUGUGAAUUAUUCUGUUGUACAAGGAACAAUGGAAAGCAAGGCUAACAAUAUAUCAUUCGAUUCGGAUGAGAGCGAAAGGUGUUUGGAAUUUGAAAGCUGUGAUGAGCAUUUAUUGAUUGAUGAUGAUGAGCUUCCAAAGGACAUUGAUUUAUGCUCACUUGAAGUUGAUAAGAUCAUACAACAGCCUAAUGCAAGCUUGCCUUUGAUGGGCAAUGCUGUAGAGCCAUACAUUGGAAUGGGGUUCAAGUCUAGAGACGAUGCUCGAGACUUUUAUAUUGCUUAUGGCAGGCAUUCUGGGUUUACAGUAAGGAUUCAUCACAACCGGCGUUCGAGGAUGAAUAACAUGGUUAUUGGCCAAGAUUUUGUUUGUUCUAGAGAGGGUUUUCGGGAUAAGAAAUAUGUAUGCAGGGAAGAUAGAGUUCUUCCUCCACCACCUGUCACCAGAGAAGGCUGUGCUGCAAUGCUGAGGGUAGCUUUAAGAGAUGGGGAGAAGUGGGUGGUUACCAAGUUUGUAAAAGAACAUAAUCACACAUUAAUGGCUCCAAGUAAAGUUCCAUGGCGAGGAUUUGGGAAAAACUUAAUUAGUGAGGAUGAGAAGGAUCAGAAAAUUAGGGAUCUUACAAUUGAACUUAGCAAUGAGAGACAGCGAUGUAAACGCCGAUGUGCAGCUUAUCAGGAACAAAUAAGUAUGCUUUUGAAAGAUAUCCAAGAGCAUAGUGAUCACUUGUCAACAAGAGUUCAAGAUAUAGUAAGGAACAUAAGGGAACUUGAGAAUGAGCAUUGUGUAGAUUCAUAACAAUAAUGCCCUUUGUACAUUUUUCCCCUUUGAGGCUUAAUACAGAUGCCACUAAUUUUAACAUUAA
This is a messenger RNA of Prunus dulcis (almond), 1082 nucleotides long. RefSeq names its product protein FAR1-RELATED SEQUENCE 5-like. The coding region runs from base 248 to 1015 and encodes 255 amino acids. The record is from RefSeq and is a predicted model, not a curated record. NCBI's taxonomy places the organism in Eukaryota, Viridiplantae, Streptophyta, Magnoliopsida, Rosales, Rosaceae. The transcript is spliced from 3 exons.